Ilex paraguariensis (yerba mate) is the source of this 321-nucleotide messenger RNA. The record is from the annotation of a GenBank genome assembly. NCBI's taxonomy places the organism in Eukaryota, Viridiplantae, Streptophyta, Magnoliopsida, Aquifoliales, Aquifoliaceae.
AUGGCCAAAUCUAUGAACUCAACUGACCCGUGUUCCAAGUUGAGGCAAAUUAAUCAAGUGCACAAGAAUAAGAAGACAUCCAACUCGCCAAAUCAUCUUAGUAUUCCUUCUUGCCGACAAUCUCGAUCGACUGUGAUCCAUGUGAUAAUCUUCAUCGUUGUUAUUGGUGCUUGUGGGUUUCUACUAUAUCCAUCUAUGAAGCUUGUGUUGUUCGAAACUGUAGAAAUUGUUGAAGUAAUUGUUUAUGUGAUGGAGAGGAGGCAGCCAAAGUUGAAGAAGCUGAAGGAUUUGAAGGACCAAAAACUACGUCGUUUUUGGUAA